Molecule: messenger RNA, 819 nt
Organism: Trichoplax adhaerens
Lineage: Eukaryota; Metazoa; Placozoa; Uniplacotomia; Trichoplacea; Trichoplacidae
Exons: 4
Coding region: 1-819 (272 amino acids)
Biological process (GO): phosphatidic acid biosynthetic process
Cellular component (GO): endoplasmic reticulum; membrane
Molecular function (GO): 1-acylglycerol-3-phosphate O-acyltransferase activity
Source: RefSeq, a predicted model, not a curated record
AUGUCAUUAAGUGCUCUUUACGAUUAUCAUACUGUGCUUGCCAUGGGGAUAGCGGUAUUAUGCUUGGCACAUAUGUUAUCCAGUACUUGCCGCUUUUAUGUCAGGCUUGUAACGUAUCAUGCAGUUAUUUUCAUGUGUGCUGCGUAUUUAAUUUUAUUGGCUUGCAUCAAACCUGGCAACAUCAAUAACUACUUCUUAGCUAAAUAUUGUGGAGUACCACUGUUCUGGUUGGUCAGCCCUAUCUUACAAGUCGGUGUUCGCGUACGUGGUCUAGAACACCUCUACAAAUGCUCCAGUCCGUAUAUAAUAGCGUGCAAUCACCAAAGCUCGCUGGACUUAUAUCCAUUAUUCCGAAUUCUUCCACCUAGAACCGUUACAUUAGCGAAGAAAGCUUUACUUUAUGUGCCGGUAUUUGGCCAAGCUGCAUGGCUAAUACAAACAGUAUUCAUUGAUCGAAAAGACCAUGAUACUACCAUGCAAACAUUUAACAAGGUCAUCGAUGACAUGAAAAAGAAAAAGUUCAAUCUAUGGGUAUUCCCAGAAGGUACAAGAAACUUCAAGCAUGACGGUUUACUGCCGUUUAAGAAAGGGGCUUUUCAUCUAGCUGUUAAGGCUCAGAUUCCUAUAAUACCUAUUGUUAUAGCUCCAUAUAGUGAUUUUUAUAUCUACAAUGAAAAGAAACUAGAUAGAGUGUGUGAUAUGUACAUAACAGUAAUGGAACCUAUCGAAACAAAGGAUCUAACUAGCGAUGAUGUUACUAGAUUAGCGGAAGAUACUCGAGAAAAAAUGUUGAAAGUGCGAGGCGAAAAGAGAAUGUGA